UAUAGGCUAUGUGACACACCGCACUGUCAGUUUUCAACACACUGAACAUGGCACAACUUUUAUGUUUUGCGCUGCUGCUGUGCAGCGCGGCUCCGCUUGCGGCAGCACCGACCGGAAGUACCUACCUGCCGGGCGCAGGCAGGUUCUGGCACAUCACAGACCUCCACCUGGAUCCCACCUACCACCUGGCCCCAGAUCCAACCAAAGUUUGCUUCUCCUCCAAAGGAGCCCCAGCCACCCACGCCGGCCUGUACGGGGACUUUCUGUGUGACUCUCCCUACCGCCUCAUCCAGUCAGCCUUCACUCACAUGGCACCGCUCACACAGCAGCAAGACUUCAUCAUAUGGACUGGUGACAGUCCACCUCACGUCCCCGUAGAUGAGCUCUCCACGGACACAGUGAUCCAGGUGAUCAGUAAUAUGACCCAGACCAUCAGACAACACUUCCCCAACCUGACAGUUUAUCCUGCCCUGGGGAACCACGACUACUGGCCACAGGACCAGCUGCCGACGUCCACUAACGCCAUCUACAAAGCCGCUGCCCAGCUGUGGAAACCCUGGCUGCAGACUGAAGCUCUGCUCACUCUCUCACAAGGUGGUUUCUACUCCCAGCUGGUUAAGCCUGGUUUGCGGGUGGUUAGUCUCAACACUAUCCUUUACUACGGACCUGAUAAAGCCACGAGUAACAUGACAGACCCUGCUGGACAGUUCGAGUGGCUGGAGAAAACUCUGGAGACAGCAGCUCAGAGCCUGGAGAAGGUGUACAUCAUAGCCCAUGUGCCAGUGGGCUACCUGCCCUUUGCCAGAAACACCACUGCUAUAAGAGAGAGCCACAACGAGAGGCUGGUUUCCAUCUUCAGGCAGUACAGUCAUGUGAUUGCAGGUCAUUUCUAUGGCCACACCCACCGCGACAGCAUCAUGGUGCUGUUGGACCAGAAAGGUAAACCUCUGAAUUCUCUUUUUGUGUCACCGGCUGUUACACCAAUCAAACAUGUUCUGGAGCCAUACUCUAACAACCCAGCUUUCCGCGUGUACUUGUACAACCCCAAGGACUAUGCCGUAUUGGAUAUCUGGCAGUACUAUUUGAAUCUGACGGAAGCCAACGAGAAACAAAGAUCUGACUGGAGGCUUGAAUAUAUCAUGACUGAGGCUUUUGGACUGACUGACCUGCAGCCACAAAGCCUGCUCCAGCUGGGCCUGAGCUUCAGGCUGCCGCAGACCAAAGCCUUUGACAGGUAUUUCAGUAACUACAUGGUCAGCUACAACAGCAGUAUCACCUGUGAGGGAGACUGUAAGGUCAGCCAGGUGUGCGCUGUGCUCUACCUGGACCAGCUGUCCUACUCCAAAUGUGUCGCAAAGGAAGAAUGGUAGCGUGAACGUGGAUCAAAGUGGAGGAUUGCCAAGGGAUUUGUCUCAGGCUCAAAUCAUGAAAUUAAUUUAAGAUAUAAUGCAAAAUGCAAUGACACGGAAAUUGUGUGACUUGUUGCACAGAAAUGAAAUAAGCGAGCAGGUAAUCAUGUUACAUAUCACACAGAUAGUAUUGGUUUUAAUUUAUCUACUAAAUAAAGAUAUUUUUUAUAGACUGCUUUAACCACCUUGUCUGUUCGUUGCCUUCGUGUGUUACAGAUUUUAAAAAUAGAAACUUAACUGCAGGGCUGUAAGAGUUGCUAACUUAAAGCCACAGUGAAACUUGUGCAGGCUUGUUUGUCUCUGCAGGGGACGCAAAGGAACAGCGACUAACCUCAUCUGACCCUCUCACUUCAAUUUCAACCCCCUCCCUCCAGCACCCCCCUGAUCUUUUUCUUCUCCUGUCCAAACUUUUCAGAAACUCCUCUCGUUUCUCAGCCACCACCCCAAGCAUUUGCCUCUCUCCUCCUCCCCUCCACCCUCCCAGCUCUCCUCUCCCUUUGCCUCCCUCCCCAAAUACUGAUUACUCCUCUCUUAAAGCUUCACCAGCUUUUUUUAAUGUAAAAUGCAGCGACCCAGAUCACUAAAAGUUGGGAUACGACAGAAAUGAGCCAGAUGAAGACUGUUUAAAUUAGAUUUCUGCACCAGCACACAUUCUCAGCAGAGAUGUUCUGUAGAGCAGUGUUUCCCAGCAUGGAGGGGGGGCUAAUAAGAUGCAAAAUCAGGAAAAUCAUGUUUCCACAGUUUUUAGACUUGUUUCUCAUCUUCAUUGUAUUUGUUGUGAAUUACAGAAUAAUCUUCUCUCCUCAGAGGCCUAAAAGUUAUUCAAAUAAACCAAACAUGGACGGAUGGAUUACCUUCUCAUUAAGGUGGUCUCAACCUGAAGAUGUAACGAUCAUGAGCCGGGGGUAAAACGUAACCCUGUUAAAGAAAUUUGCAUUUACAUGACAUGAAAAGAUUUCUCCUCAGAAUUAUUUGGAUUCCCCAAAGUGUAAUGACGAUUUAGAUAUGUUUGGACACGUAUGUCAUAUUAUUCAAAACUUCAGAUGGAG
This is a messenger RNA of Toxotes jaculatrix (banded archerfish), 2458 nucleotides long. RefSeq names its product sphingomyelin phosphodiesterase acid like 3A (gene smpdl3a). Gene Ontology annotation, molecular function: sphingomyelin phosphodiesterase activity. Bases 48 to 1370 code for a protein of 440 amino acids. Gene Ontology annotation, biological process: sphingomyelin catabolic process. Lineage: Eukaryota; Metazoa; Chordata; Actinopteri; Toxotidae. The transcript has 8 exons. The record is from RefSeq and is a predicted model, not a curated record.